Molecule: messenger RNA, 561 nt
Organism: Penicillium cosmopolitanum
Lineage: Eukaryota; Fungi; Ascomycota; Eurotiomycetes; Eurotiales; Aspergillaceae
Product: F1F0 ATP synthase subunit f
Exons: 5
Coding region: 1-561 (186 amino acids)
Biological process (GO): proton motive force-driven ATP synthesis
Source: RefSeq, a predicted model, not a curated record
AUGAGCUACAUCGCCCGCCGUGGUCUUUCGACCCUGAUCCCUCCCAAGAUCGCCUCUCCCAACGCCAUCGGUGCUGCCCAGGAUGCUGCCCGCAUGGAGCGUGUUGUGAACUUCUACGCCGGUCUCCCCCGUGGCCCUGCUCCCCAGGUCAAGGCCACCGGUCUCAUCGGUCGCUACAAGGCCCGCUACUUCGACCAGAACUCCGGUGUCCCCAUCGUUCACGCCAUCGCCGGUAUCCUGAUCCUCGGCUACAGCAUGGAGUACUACUUCCACCUCCACCCGAAUAUUGUUAUGGCAGAGCAGAACAGCCGCGAUGUGGUAGAUCAGACCCUGUCGGGCGGCGAGCCUUCGCCUUCCGACGUCCCUGCAAGCACCACCGACAAGCCGACUCCCCAAGGGGACGUGGGAGAAAUUCAACAUAUCGCGACCAGUUCAACUACGCAAUCUUCGACGGAUCCGCACUACAACGACGAAACGAGACAGACGCCUGUAUCGCAUACCGAGAGUACUGGAACUGAUAAGGAAACUGGGAAGUCCUUCGAUGGUGGGUCUUGCUGCUGA